GAGAAGCAAAAUAUAUCAUUUCUCAGUCGCUGGAGGGUACAUGCUAGAGCCGUCCGCUUUUCUGGACAUAGCGCCUGAAGAAACCUAGGCUAAGUACUUGGCUGCUGCCUAAAUCAGCAACCAUGGCAGCGCCAUCACAACAUUCACGCAUCAAGCUUCCACACACAUCUAGAUUCUGGGAUAGCUUUUUCAAAAUCAGUACUCAACAUGUCUGUGGUUUCAUCACGAGACCUGGCUCACACCAGAAGGCGUCUGCAAAAAGAACUGCAAAACCUCACGAACGAUCCUAUAGAAGGCCUUUCCGCCGCACCCACUGAUCCAUCGAAUCUAUUCUCAUGGAAAGCAACAAUCAGAGGACCUCCUGACACUCCAUACGAAUCCGGUACUUUCCACCUUACCAUGGACUUCCCAGAGGUCUACCCACGCGCCCCGCCAAUAGUCAAGUUCGUGACCAAGGUCUAUCAUCCAAACAUCGAUAGCGAAAACGGAUGGAUUUGUCUGAACAUAUUGACCAUGGAAUGGAGCCCUGUAUUGAACACUUCGACGGUCUUGUUGAGCAUACGAGCGUUUCUGGAUAGCCCGGAUACGGAUGAUCCAGCUGAAUGGGAGAUUGCAAACGAGUAUAUGUACAGGAGGGAGGUUUUCGAUCAAACUGCUAGGAGUUGGACGGAGGAAUUCGCGAAUCCUAGAAGGAUAGUUGAGGACACGACCGAGGAAACGGCACCGAGUCAAGGGGUGGCUGAGAAUACGAUUGAGGACUGGGAGCUUGUAUGAGGUGGUCACUGGAUUGGGAUACAAUCAGGCUCACGUAUAAAGCAAAUCUUGACAUUUCAUUGUUGUAUGAGGCCCAUUCGUAUCUAGACCAAGUUGCUUAUAUCGCAAGACGGGAAGGCAUCGCACGAUCGAAUUUCACUGAAGGUCUCGAAAAGGAGCAUUCGAGGAAGUCAUAGCUCAGACCGUACAUGUCGCUUCCAUCAAGCGACAGUGCCAUCCACAUCUGCCACAUCAGUCACGAUGGAUCUAGUGAAUAAUGUUGAAGCCUUAUCCCUUCAGGCGUUAGGGUAGAAUGGAUACAUAGCCCGAAU
Messenger RNA from Alternaria alternata, 1085 nucleotides. RefSeq lists its product as hypothetical. The coding region runs from base 208 to 774 and encodes 188 amino acids. NCBI's taxonomy places the organism in Eukaryota, Fungi, Ascomycota, Dothideomycetes, Pleosporales, Pleosporaceae. The record is from RefSeq and is a predicted model, not a curated record. The transcript has a single exon.